Carcharodon carcharias (great white shark) is the source of this 2841-nucleotide messenger RNA. RefSeq names its product phosphorylase, glycogen; brain (gene pygb). Bases 132 to 2663 code for a protein of 843 amino acids. NCBI's taxonomy places the organism in Eukaryota, Metazoa, Chordata, Chondrichthyes, Lamniformes, Lamnidae. The transcript is spliced from 20 exons. Gene Ontology annotation, biological process: glycogen catabolic process. The record is from RefSeq and is a predicted model, not a curated record. Gene Ontology annotation, cellular component: cytoplasm. Gene Ontology annotation, molecular function: pyridoxal phosphate binding; glycogen phosphorylase activity.
UAAGUACGUCUCGUAGCAGGAAGGACGAGACGCAACCAACGAUUCGAUUUAGUCCGAGCUGAGCCGGAGUCCUGUGUGGACGUUUGACUCGUCCUGCUUUCCCAGAACCUCCUCCCACCAAACGAGAUACCAUGGCCACCCCACUGACAGACUUCGAGAGGAGGAAGCAAAUAAGCGUGAGGGGGAUCGCCGAGCUCGGGGACGUGGUGGAGUUGAAGAAAAGCUUCAACAGGCACUUGCAUUUCACACUGGUCAAGGACAGAAAUGUCGCUACCCCUCGGGAUUACUACUUCGCUCUGGCUCAUACUAUCCGCGACCACCUGGUUGGACGGUGGAUUCGCACGCAGCAGUAUUACUACGAGAAAGAUCCCAAGCGCAUCUACUACCUGUCUCUGGAGUUCUACAUGGGCCGAACCUUGCAAAACACAAUGGUGAACCUGGGGCUGGAAAAUGCGAGUGACGAGGCCAUGUAUCAGCUGGGUUUAGACAUUGAAGAACUGGAAGAAAUUGAAGAAGACGCUGGACUUGGCAACGGAGGUCUUGGUCGACUGGCAGCCUGUUUCCUUGAUUCAUUGGCCACACUGGGUUUGGCAGCAUAUGGCUAUGGAAUUCGCUAUGAAUUUGGUAUUUUUAAUCAGAAGAUACAUAAUGGCUGGCAGAUAGAAGAAGCUGAUGAUUGGCUGCGCUAUGGUAACCCUUGGGAAAAGGCACGGCCGGAAUACAUGCUCCCUGUUCAUUUCUAUGGGCGGGUCGAGCAUGCAGCAGAUGGCGUCAGAUGGGUUAAUACCCAGGUUGUCCUGGCCAUGCCCUAUGACACUCCAGUGCCAGGAUUCAAGAACAACACUGUCAACACCAUGAGGCUGUGGUCUGCCAAAGCUCCCAACGACUUCAACCUGAAAGACUUUAACGUUGGUGAUUAUAUCCAGGCUGUGUUGGAUCGAAACAUGGCUGAGAAUAUAUCCCGUGUGCUGUACCCCAACGAUAAUUUCUUUGAAGGUAAGGAGCUCCGUCUAAAGCAAGAAUACUUUGUGGUAGCCGCCUCACUCCAGGACAUUAUCCGUCGCUUCAAGUCUUCAAAGUUUGGCUGUCGGGAUCCAGUCCGAACUUCGUUUGAAACAUUCCCAGACAAGGUCGCCAUUCAGCUCAAUGACACCCAUCCUGCCCUGGCCAUUCCCGAGCUGAUGCGAAUCCUAGUAGAUGUGGAGAAGCUGGAUUGGGAAAAGGCAUGGGAUAUAACCAAACGAACGUGCGCUUAUACCAACCACACGGUGCUACCUGAGGCUCUGGAACGCUGGCCAGUUCACAUGUUCGAGCAUCUUCUGCCGAGACAUUUGCAAAUCAUCUAUGCAAUCAACCAGCAACAUUUAGACAACAUUACUGCAUUGUAUCCUGAUGAUGUGGACCGCCUGACACGCAUGUCACUGAUUGAAGAGGGAGAGCCCAAGAGGAUUAACAUGGCGCAUCUGAGCGUUGUUGGAUCUCACGCUGUCAACGGGGUUGCACAAAUUCACUCAGAAAUUGUGAAAAAUACAGUUUUCAAGGAUUUCUACGAACUUGAACCAGACAAGUUCCAGAAUAAGACAAAUGGGAUCACUCCAAGACGUUGGCUAUUGCUAUGCAACCCCGGCCUUGCAGAUAUCAUAGCUGAGAGGAUCGGAGAGGGUUUCAUCACAGACCUACAGCAGCUGAAGAAGCUGUUGAACCACGUCAACAAUGAAGCUUUCAUUAGAGAUGUGGCCAAUGUUAAACAGGAGAACAAACUGAAAUUUGCUGCUUAUUUGGAAAAUGAGUACAAGCUCAAAAUAAACCCUUCCUCUAUCUUCGAUGUCCAUGUGAAGAGGAUCCAUGAGUAUAAGAGGCAGCUAUUAAACUGUUUACAUGUUAUCACGCUCUACAACCGCAUCAAAAAGGAGCCGAACAAAACCUUUGUGCCAAGGACAGUCCUGAUCGGAGGGAAGGCAGCUCCGGGCUACCACAUGGCCAAGAUGAUCAUCAAACUCAUCACUUCGGUUGGAAAUAUUAUUAACAAUGACCCCAUUGUGGGCGACAGACUGAAGGUCAUCUUCUUGGAGAACUACCGGGUGUCUCUGGCUGAAAAAGUGAUCCCCGCGUCAGACUUGUCCGAACAGAUUUCAACGGCUGGUACAGAGGCAUCCGGCACGGGGAAUAUGAAGUUUAUGCUGAACGGAGCCCUGACAAUAGGGACCAUGGAUGGUGCUAACGUAGAAAUGGCAGAAGAGGCAGGAGAGGAGAACCUCUUCAUCUUUGGGAUGAGAGUGGAAGAUGUUGAGGCACUUGAUAAAAAGGGGUACAAUGCCAGAGACUACUUCGAUAAGCUGCCAGAGUUGAGACAAGCCAUGGAUCAGAUCUCCGUUGGAUAUUUUUCCCCUAAAGAGCCAGAGCUAUUUAAAGAUAUAGUUAACAUGUUGAUGCAUCAUGACAGGUUUAAAGUGUUUGCUGACUUUGAAGCAUACAUCAAAUGUCAAGAGAAAGUUAGUGAGCUUUAUAAGAAUCCAAGGGAAUGGACCAAGAUGGUAAUUAAAAACAUAGCAAACUGUGGCAAGUUCUCAAGUGAUAGAACCAUCAAGCAGUAUGCCAGAGAGAUCUGGGGGGUGGAGCCCUCUGAUGUGAAGAUUCCUCCUCCUAAUGAACCUAAAGCUUAGCACGUUAAGUGCCUGCGAGUUAUCAAGAUGGGCAGUGUGUGCGAUCUAAGCUGAUGUGUUUUUGUUUAAUACUUCUGCCCACAUAUCAGAUUAGCGUUUAUUAUGGCAAUGGCCUUGCAUUACAUUUGUCUUUAUAAAAUGCAAUUACUGUGUACCUUAUUAAAAUGUGUUUAACUGA